Mobula hypostoma (lesser devil ray) is the source of this 11590-nucleotide messenger RNA. It is a transcript of the gene exd2, whose product is annotated as exonuclease 3'-5' domain containing 2. The record is from RefSeq and is a predicted model, not a curated record. Gene Ontology annotation, biological process: nucleobase-containing compound metabolic process. Gene Ontology annotation, cellular component: cytoplasm; nucleus. Gene Ontology annotation, molecular function: 3'-5' exonuclease activity; nucleic acid binding. The coding region runs from base 5127 to 7004 and encodes 625 amino acids. The transcript has 8 exons. NCBI's taxonomy places the organism in Eukaryota, Metazoa, Chordata, Chondrichthyes, Myliobatiformes, Myliobatidae.
UGAACAAGGACAUAGAGGGAAAAAGGAAGGUUGGAGGGGCGACUGAGAAAAGGGAGGGUAAAGGAAGAUGAGGGUUGAAGUGGAUGUGAGGGUUUCUGAGUGGGAGAGGCAGUGAGAGAAAUUAGAAACAGGAAGGAGUUGACUAACUGACCUCUGUCUGCUCCAGCAUUCACUGUGACCAAGGCUGAUCUAACCUUGGCCCAAACACCACCUGUUCUCUCUCUAUACCAGAGACUCGCCCAUUUAAAUGUCUGUCAACCUCUUUACAAUAGAGAAUUCUAAAGAUUAUGACCCUUGGAGGUGAAAUUUUCCCCAUCUUCAUCUUAAAUUCUAAUUGUGAAACUGCCAGCUAUCUCACAGAGUGGAUGCUUUCAAUUGCUCAUGUGAUCUUUUAUAUUUCAAUGCAAUCAGCUUUUUUUCUGUUGUACUCUAAUGAGCAUAGCUGGUCCCUCUAGCAUCUCAGUGGUUCAGUCACACUGCAUGGAUAGCUGUCCUAGCAGAAAGAUGACAACUUUUCCACUAAAUCAAACCAAACAUAGAACAAACUAUGCUCUGGUAGUAUGGCUCUCAGGUCUCAUUGUCAUCUUCCUUUGGCCCUUUCUGCACCUCUAUGCAUCUUGUGUUCUAAUUAUGGUUCUUAAUUAAAACCCUUGCUUUAUAUUUACUGAAGGAAAAUGAACAUUUUUCACUGAGUAAUCUUCGCUGCCUUCCUUCCUCAGCCUCUGCUUAGUACCUUUUCUUUCCCAAACCCCAUCUCAUUUCACCCCCUCUCGUUCACUAUCCUAACAUUGUUGAGGAAAAGCAAUAAAGGCCAGAGAAAAGAAGAGGCGAUGAACAGGUCUGGGCCAGGAGCACACAAGGAGCGGGUGAUUCACACUGUGUGUAACUUUCCAUUCAGUUAACCUUUUGCUUUAAUCUUGCAGUAAGUGUUCCUAUGAAGCUUAACUUUACCUAGUAUGCAUCGGCAUGUUUUACCUGAAACGUUAAAUGUGCUAUCUUAAAAUCUCCCUUCCAGUCAAGCCACAUUUUCAGCUUGUAUUGCUGGAAUAUUACCAUUCAAGUGGGCAUUGAAUAAAGACUGUAGACAUGAAACUGUUUUACUUUAUGUUGUGAUAGAGCUAGGGCUGAAUGUUGGAACCGGAGAGUUAGUUUGGAACAGGUGCUAGUUUGAUUUGCAGUAUUGGCGAAUACCUGGGACAGCUGGAGGACCAACUGCUGACAAGAAAUCUCAGAGCUAAGGAGAGUUUAAAGGUUUGAGCAUUAGCUUAAAAGGUGGGUUACCAUUGAAUGGAAAGUAACUACUUUCACAGGUACCUUGGGUUUAGUACAUUGGCAAGAAUCAUUCUUACCAAUAACAUUACUUUCAAUGGUGUCCAUAUAUACUAGUUACUAUCCUUCAUGAGCUUCAGUCCAUGCACAACUCUGCUGUGAGCACUAACUUGCAUCAAACCCAUUGUCCCUGUGUUUGCUCAUCUACAUUGGCUCCCAACCUACUAACAUUUUCAAUUUAAAACACUUAUUCUCAAGUGCAUUGAUGACUUUUCAAUUUUUUUUUUCUGUAACAUUUACCAGGGCUUAAAAACAUUCCAAGGUGUGGUAGUAUCUACCUAACUUCUCUCUGAAUUGAUUUUUGUCUUUAUAUCUCUACUGUUCUGUCCCUCCUCUUUCUUUGACAUUGUCCUCAAAAUCCACAACUUAAAGCCAUUCUACCUUAGUCUUCUGUGGUCAUCUCUCUGAGACUUAAACAGGACAGGAGCAUCUGUGGACAAAGAGUUAAUAUUAUUACUGGGAAACUUGGAACGGAUGGAUAUUUCAGCUUGCAGGGAAAAGAAGCAAUGAGUAGAACAAAGUGAAUGCUGGUGAUAAGAUGGAGACCAACAGAAACUGGAAGGCAUAAUUGUGUCAACAGAGGUUAUGAAAGCUUGGCAAUGAUGUCUGGAAUAUCAAAUGCACAGGUGUAAUAAACAUUUGCAGCAGCACACAGGCACAUAACACAGGUCAGCAGGAUUCAAAAAACAUAAAUUAUACACAUUUUUGUUUACAAGAAAGAACACACUUACAACAAAAAGUAUUGUUGUGCAAAGUGGUCAUAGCGUUGCUAUACUGAGAUAGAGAUUAGGGUUAUACAGGUUGGUUCCAGAGCCAAAUAAUUAAGGAGAACUACCUGUUUCAGAACCUGCUGGUGUGAAACUUUAAGCUUCUUUAUCUCUUGUUCAAAGCUAGUCACAAGAAGAUGGCGUGGUCCAGAUGGAAGAAGGCCUUCGAUUCUGAGGCUGUGUCCUCUGGUCUUAGACACUCCCACCAUGGAAAACAUUCUCUCCAUAUCCACUAUAUCAAGGCCUUUCAUGAUUUGAUUGGUUUCAAUGAGGAUCUCCCUCAUUCUUCUGAACUCCAGUGAAUACAGGCCCAGAGCUAUCAAACACUAUUCAUAUGUCAAGCCGUUCAAACCUGGAAACGUUUUCAUGAACCUCCUUUGAACCUUCUCCAGUUUCAACACAUCCUUUCUAAGGGGCCCAAAGCUGCUCACAAUACUACAAGUGAGGCCUCACCAGUGCUUCAUAAAGUCUCAACAUUACAUCCUUGCUAUCAUAUUCCAGUCCUCUUAAAAUGAAUGCUAACAUCAUAUUUGCCUUCCUCACCACACACUCAACCUGCAAAUUUACCUUCUGUGAAUCCUGCACAUGGACUCUUAAGUCCUAAUGUGCCUCAGUUUUUUGCAUUUUCUCUCCAUUUAGAAAGUGGUCAACCCUGUUAUUUCUUCUACCAAAGUGCAUGACCAUACACUUAACGACACUGUAUUCCAUCUGCCACUUCUUUGCCCAUUCUGCUAAUCUAAGUCCUUCUGUAGCCUCUCUACUUCCUCAAAAUUACCUGCCCCUCCGCUUUGUGUCGUCUGCAAACUUUGCAGCAAAGCCAUCAUCCAAAUCAUUGAUAAAUGACGUAAAGAAUUGGUCCCAGCACAGACCCCUGUGGAACACCACUAGUCACCAGCAUCCAACCAGAAAAGGCUCAUUUUAUUCCCACUCUUUGCCUGUGGCCAGUCCGCCACAGUUAUAUCCAUGCUAGAUUCUCCCCUGUAAUACCAUGGGCUCAUAUCUUGUUAAGCAGUCUUGUGUGGAACCUUGUCAAAGGCCUUCUGAAAAUCCAAAUGCCCAACAUCAACCAAUUCUCCUUUGUCUAUCCUGCUUGUUAUUUCUUCAAAGGACUCUUAACAGAUUUGUCAGGAAGAUUUUUCCGUGCGGAAAGUGGGCUGACUACAGCCUAUUUUAUCAUGUGCCUCCAAGUACCCCAAAACCAUGUCCUUAAUAAUUGACUCCAACAUCUUCCCAACCACUGAGGUCAUACUACUUGGCCUAAAGUUUCCUUUCUUCUGCCUCACGUCCCUUCUUGAAGAGUGGAGUGAUAUUUGCUAUUUUCCAGUCUUCUGGAACCAUUCCAGAAUCUGGUGAUUCUCAAAAGAUCAUUACUAUUGCCUCCACAAUCUCUUCUGCCAUCUCUUUCAGAACCCUGGGAUAUAUACCAUCUGGUCCAGGUGACUUGUCUUCUUUCAAACCUUUCAGUUUCCACAGAACCUUCUCCCUAGUAAUGGUAACUUCACACAUUUCAUGACCCCUGAUACCUGGAACUUCCACCAUAUUGCUAGUGUCUUCCACAGUGAAGAUUGAUGCAAAAUACUUAUUCAGUUCAUCCGCCAUUUCCUUGUCAUCCAUUACUACCUCUCCAGCAUUGUGUUCCAGCAAUCUGAUAUUCACUUUUGCCUCUUUUCAACUUUAUCUAUCUGAAGAAACUUAUAGUAUCCUCGUUAAUGUUAUUAGCUAGCUUUCAUAUUCCAUCUUAAAGACAUUUUUAGUUGGUUUCUGUUGGUAUUUGAAAGUGUCCCAAUCCUCUACAUUCCCACUAAUUUUUGCUCUUAUUAUAUGCCUUCUUUUUGGCUUUUGUGUUGGCUUUGACUUCUCUUGUUAGCCACGGUUGUAUCAUCUUUCCUUUAGAAUACUAAUUCCUUUUUGAGAUGUACAUGUCCUGUGCCUUCUAAAUUGCUUCCAGAAAUUCCAGCUAUUGCUGCUCUCCGUCAUUCCUGCCAGUGUCCUUUUUCAAUAAUUUCUGGCCAACUCCUCUCAUGCCUCUGUAAUUCCUUUUAUUCUACUGUAAUACUGAUACGUCUGACUUUAUCUUUUCUUUCUCAAAAUUCAGUGAAUUCUAUCAUAUGAUCAUUUCUCCUAAGGGUUCAUUCACCUUAAGCUCUCUGGAUCAAUUCUGGAUCAUUGAUUAAUGCCCAAUCCAGAAUAGCUGAUCCCCUAGUGGCCUCGAGCAUGAGCUGCUCUGAAAAGUCAUCUCAAAGACAUUGGAAUCCAGCACCAACCUGGUUUUCCCAAUCUACCUGCAUAUUAAAAUCACCCAUGACUAUUGUGGCAUUGCCCUUUUAGCAUGAAUUUUCUAUCUCCCAUUGUAAUUUGUAGACCACAUCCUUACUAUUUGGAUGUCUGUAUGUAACUUCCACCUGGGGUUUUUUACCCAUGCGGUUUCUUGGCUCUAUCCACAAUGAUCCAACACUUUCCAGCCUUAUGUCACCAGUUUCUAAUAAUCCGAUUUCAUUUUUUACCAACAGAAUAAUGGCACCCCCUUUGACUUCCUGCCUGUUUGUUCGAUACAAUGUGUAUCUUUGGACAUAAGCUCCCGGCUAUUUUCUUUCAGCCAUGAUUCAGUGAUGCCUACAACAUCAUACAGGCCAAUCUGUAACUGUGCUCUAAAUUCAUUGACCUUAUUCCGUAUACUGCGCACAUUCAGAUAUAACACCUUUAGCCCUGUACUGUAUUCACCUUUUUCGAUUUUGUCCACCUUUUACGUUGCAAUUCAUCCUGUUGACUGUAAUUUUGCCCUAUCAGCCUCGCCUUGUUAGAAGUCUCACUACACAUUGCCUCUGUUUGCAAACCAUUUUAGAUUUUUAGAAAUUUUUUUGUCAUGUCUCUUUAAACGGCUAAUAAAUUCUCCUGUGAUGAGCCUGCAUGAAUCACUAUGUUAAAUGUUAUAAAAUAUAGGCUUAUAGGCGUCAUUUUGUAGGUAGCAGAAUUUUGACCCUUCUGUUUUGAUUUAAGUGUGAAAUGAAUUUUCAGUAGGACAACUGAACCAUGUCUCGGCCACAAGCCCUAGCGCUGACUGCGGCCACAUUACUGGGUACGGCUGUAGGCUGCCUAUAUUUGUGGAGGACCCUCAGAAGUCCCAAAUGGAAGAGGGCUCUAACCAGCCAGAAUGGAGAGGCUGUGAACAGACAAGAAAGUAGUUCGCCAAAUGGCAGUGAGGAAGCCUGCUAUCAAACCAGCACAAGUCACCUCUCAAAUCCGAGUCCACUGGUGCACAAGAUACUGGGAGCAGGUGCCUUCGUGGUGGAGUCAGAAGUCGACUGGGAGCAAGUGUGGCCACCCUUGAGAGCUGAAUUGGACCAUUACCCUGUGAUUGGAAUUGACUGUGAGUGGGUUUCUGUGAAGGGGAAGGCAAACCCUGUGUCUCUCCUUCAGAUUGCCUCCUAUAGUGGCUCCUGCCUUCUCAUCCGCAUGCCCCAGAUGACCAGGAAUAGUUCUUUGUUGCCAAAGACCUUACUACAUGUGCUGGGUGAUGUCAAUAUACUGAAGGUUGGUGUUAACGCCUUUGAAGAUGGCUGCCGGUUGCUCCGUGAUUAUGGUGUCACAGUCAAGGGCUGCUUGGAUUUGCGAUAUUUGGUUAUGCAACAGAGGAAGAAUAAUUUGGCCCAUUCCCUCAGUCUGAAGUGCUUGGCUCAAGACACCAUUAAUUUUACCCUCGACAAGUCUCUCCAUCUGCGAUGUAGCAAUUGGGAGGCACAAGAGCUCACUAAUGACCAGGUAACAUAUGCUGCACGAGAUGCUCAGGUGUCAGUGGCUCUGUUUUUUCACUUAUUGGGAUUCAGCUCUACAUCACAUGAAGAUGCUGUCCUAUUUCAGAGGGUGCCCAGCUGGGAGCAGGUGUUGGCAAGGUGCCAAGGCCUAAUAGAUAUCCCAUUUAAGAGCAAAAUGGGUGGAGGUAGCAGAAGAGAGGAGGGAACUGGUGAAACAAACUCUCAGCAGAGACGGAGAAACAAGAAGCUUGGAGCCAAUCAGAAAUUGCCAUGGGAUGCAACUACUAUAGAUCCAAGAAAAACGCAACGCAAACCCCUUGGGGUGGGAUAUUCGGCCAGGAAAUCACCACUGUAUGACAACUGUUUCCUCCAUGCUCCAGACGGGCAACCUCUGUGCACCUGCGACAGGAAGAAGGCUCAAUGGUAUCUAGACAAGGGCAUUGGGGAGCUUAUCAGCAAGGAUCCAUUUAUUGUGAAGCUGAAAUUUGAACCAUCAGGAAGACCUGAGUCCCAGCAAGACUAUUAUCUGAUAACCAAGCAGAACCUGUGUGUCGUGUGUGGUAAAAAGGAGUCUUACAUCAGGAAAAAUAUUGUGCCUCAUGAAUAUCGCAAGCACUUUCCGAUUCAGAUGAAAGACCACAAUUCUCAUGACAUCCUCCUCCUGUGCACUGCCUGCCAUGCUGCCUCAAACUGUUAUGACAACAUCCUAAAGCAGCAGCUGGCCAAGGAGUUCAAUGCACCAGUUGGCUCUGAGGAGAGCGUUCGGUUACUGGAGGACCCAGUCCGUAGGCAGGUGCGAUCCGGAGCCCGGGCCUUACUCAAUGCCGAAAGUCUUCCCAAAGCUCGGAGAGAAGAGCUGCAAGAUAUCCUAAAGGCUUUCUUUAAUGUGGAGGUAUUGUCUGAAGAGUUGCUUGAAGAAGGAGCAGCACUGGAAACCAGGAUACUCAAUGAGAGCCACAUCCCCCAUGGUCUAAAAGUGACACAGUCUUGCGCUACUGGUGGGCUCCGAGCCUUGAUGUCUUUGGAGAAACGCUGGCGACAGCACUUCCUGGACUACAUGCGGCCCCAGCAUCUUCCACCUUUGUGGUCUGUGGAUCAUAAUCACAGCAAGCUCCUCCGCAAGUAUGGAGAGGACUUAAAGAUUGAGCUGACAUGAAAUAACUCGGAUAUGACUUGAUCUCAAUUCUGUGUUUUUUUUUGCAAUACUUCUCAAAAUUAUGAACAGUGAUUGCAUGAGAAUACAUGUAUCAGUCAGCUCACCAAGUUCUGGGAAGGAAUAUGUGUUUCUUUUUAACAUAUGAAGGAUAAGGACUGGAACAGUUUAAUGCAACUUGAGGCACUAUGAAGCAACACAUUUCUUAAGUUUAUUUAUGAAGAUAUCACAUCAUACAAAUCCAGUUAACAUAUAUUAGGAUUUUUAACAAAAACUAAAGAUUUAUAAACAAAAUAUUUGUAUGACAAGAUCAGGGAAGUCUUCUGUAUGAAUUUACAACACCUGGACUAUGACCGGAGAGAUUGCUGUUAACAUGCUAAGACAAUUCUUUGUACAUGCUUUUGAGCAUCAUUAUUGCUGCUGGCAAAAAGCGAGGCAAAACUUACCUUGAUGUUGAUGGGUAUCUGGGAUUCGACAGUGUGACAUUUUUCACAGCCAGUUUGCAACUUGAGUUUUUUGGUGCUUAUCAGUGCCAAAAUGUAUGGAUAAAAGUACUUUAUUUAAAUGCCAGAAACUGAAAAUUCCAGCAUUAUAAUGUCCUUUACAGUUUGCAUAGCUGGUACUUCUGCAGAAAAUGGUAUUUUCAUGAAAGAUAUCUUGUCAUAUGAUAAGUUUUAAUCUACAAUUUGAAAGGGAGAAGGGAAGAUCGGAAGUGUCAGUAUUACAGUUGAACAAAGGGGAUUAUGGACCCAUGAGGGAGGAGCUGGCCAGAGUUGACUGGAAAGAUACCCUAGCAGGGAUGACAGUGAAACAACAAUGGCAGGUAUUUCUGGGAAUAAUACAGAAGGUGCAGCAUCAGUUCAUUCCAAAGAGGAAGAAAGAUUCUAAGGGGAGUAAGGGGCGACCGUGGAUGACAAGGGAAGUCAAGGACAGUAAAAAAAUAAAAGAGAGGAAGUAUAACAUAGCAAGGAAGAGUGGGAAGCCAGAGGAUUGGGAGACUUUUAAGGAGCAACAGAAGAUAACUAAAACAGCAAUACGGGGUGAAAGAUGAGGUACGAAGAUAAGCUAGCCAAGAAUAUAAAGGAAGAUAGUAAAAGCUUCUUUAGGUAUGUGAAGAGGAAAAAAUUAGUUAAGACCAAAGUUGGGCCCUUGAAGACAGAAACAGGUGAAAUUAUCACAGUGAACAAGGAAAUGGCAGAUGAGCUGAACAGGUACUUUGGAUCUGUCUUCACUAGGGAAGACACAAACAAUCUCCCAGAUGUAAUAGUGGCCAGAGGACCUAGGGUAACGGAGGAACUGAAGGAAAUUCACAUUAGGCAGAAAAUGCUGUUGGGUAAACUGAUAGGACUGAAGGCUGAUAAAUCCCCAGGGCCUGAUGGUCUGCAUUCCAGGGUACUUAAGGAGGUGGCUCUAGAAAUCGUGGACACAUUGGUAAUCAUUUUCCAAUGUUCUAUAGAUUCAGGAUCAGUUCCUGCGGAUUGGAGGGUAGCUAAUGUUAUCUCAUAGCUUCCCCUAUAUCGCUGUGUUUUCGCGCACAUACAAUAGCUUCCCCUAUAUCGCUGUGUUUUUGCUCACCUCUCAUAGCUUUGCCUGUAUCGCAGUAUUCUCGCGCACAUCUCAUACCUUCCCCUUUUUAGCUGAGAAAACAGGCAAUUAUAGACCAGUUAGUCUGACAUCAGUGGUGGGAAAGAUGCUGGAAUCAAUUAUAAAAGAUGAAAUAGCAGCAUAUUUGGAUAGCAGUGGCAGGAUAGGUCCGAGUCAGCAAGGAAUUACGAAGGGAAAAUCAUGCUUGACUAAUCUGCUGGAAUUUUUUGAGAAUGUAACUAUGAAAAUGGACAUGGGAAAGCCAGUGGAUGUAGUGUACCUGGACUUUCAGAAAGCCUUUGAUAAGGUCCCUCAUAGGAGGUUAGUGUGCAAAAUUAGAGCAAAUGGUAUUGGGGGUAGGGUGCUGACAUGGAUAGAAAAUUGGCUGGCUGACAGAAAACAGAGCAGGGAUUAACAGGUCCCUUUCAGAAUUGCAGGCGGUGACCAGUGAGGUACCGCAAGGCUCGGUGCUGGGACCACAGCUAUUUACAAUAUACAUUAAUGAUUUAGAUGAAGGGAUUAAAAGAAACAUUAGCAAAUUUGCAGAUGGCACAAAGCUGGGUGGCAGUGUGAAAUGUGCGGAGGAUGUUGUGAUAAUGCAGGAUGACUUGGGCAGGUUGGGUGAGUGGGCAGAUGCAUGGCAGAUGCAGUUUAAUGUGGAUAAAUGUAAGGUUAUCCACUUUGGUGGCAAGAACAGGAAGGCAGAUUACUAACUGAAUGGUGUCAAGUUAGGAGAAGGGGAAGUACAACGAGAUCUAGGUGUCCUUGUUCAUCAGUCACUGAAAGCAAGCAUGCAGGUACAGCAGGCAGUGAAGAAAGCUAAUGGCAUGUUGGCCUUCAUAACAAAAGGAGUUGAGUAUAGGAGCAAAGAGGUCCUUCUGCAGCUGUACAGAGCCCUGGUGCGACCACACCUGGACUACUGUGUGCAGUUUUGGUCUCCAAAUUUGAGGAAGGACAUUCUUGCUAUUGAGGGAGUGCAGCGUAAGUUCACGAGGUUAAUUCCCGGGAUGGUGGAACUGUCAUAUGUUGAAAGAUUGGAGUGACUGGGGUUGUAUACACUGGAAAUUAGAAGGAUGAGAGGGGAUCUGAUUGAAACUUAAGAUUAUUAAUGGAUUGGACACGAUGUUGGGUGAGUCCAGAACCAGAGGCCGCAGUUUAAGAAUAAGGGGUAAACAAUUUAGAAUGGAGUUGAGGAAAAACUUUUUCACACAGAGGGUUGUGGUUCUGUGGAAUACUCUGCCUCAGAAGGCAGUGGAGGCCAAUUCUCUGGAUUCUUUUAAUAAAGAGAUAGAGCUCUUAAAGAUAGCGGAGUGAAGGGAUAUGGGGAGAAGGCAAGAAAAGGGUACUGAUUGUGGAUGAUCAGCCAUGAUCACAGUGAAUGGUGGUGCUGGCUCGAAGGGCCGAAUGGCCUACUCCUGCACCUAUUGUCUAUUUGCCCACCUGUCUUGGCCAGUACAUCUUGUGUUAAAGACUAGGGUUAAUGUAUGUACAUUCUUCUUCCUCCGCCUCUUUUGCAAACUCACAACAUGCUGAAAAGCAUCAAGCUUGAAUCCACAAUAAAUAAACGCAGCAAGUUUUCAGUACAAAAAAAAAUUUUCCUGGAUGUUUUUGUAAACUGUUAGCCAGUAGCAGAUUCACCACCUGAGCAGAUGGUCACUCGGAGUAGCUUUUUCCCUAAUCCUUUUCCCUCCUUAUUUCAGGUAAUAUUACCAGUCAAUAACAAUUAUGUGUGCCUUUUUAGUACCUGUAACAUUUUAUAAUAUUUUGAGGUGCCCACUAACAUUGAGAUUGAGCCACAUGAGGUAUUGGGAUUGGUGAUCAAGGUCUAAGGAAGGCUCUGAGGGAUGUUCUGAAGAAGGAAAAAGAGAUUUAGGAAUGAAGUUACAGACUUCCAUGAUUACAAAUCUGAGAUUGAGCAAAGUAAGUGGAAGCUGGGAAUCCACAAGGACUGGAGGCGGUUACAGAGUUAGGGAGAGUCCAGACCCUGAAAAGGCUUGAGAAAACCCACUGCUUUCUACACCUGCUACGGGCUGUUGAAUAAACUACAUAAUGCUAGCAAAUAUUCUGCUAUCUUAGCUCUGAUUGUGAAGGUUUGACAUUAAAUACCAUUGCAAAUGCUAACAGGAUUUAAUCUGACACUACAGUCAAGAGCUGAGAAAAUAUUAGACUGUCAGGAGAGCUGCCUUUGAAUGGGAUGUUUAAUGAAGCUCCAUAUAUCUUUUUUUGGUCUAGCAAUCAAAAAAAAAUGUAGAAGUCUUUCAAAGAAGAACACUUACCAGUGUCCUGGCUAAAAGUUAUUUUGCAGUGCUACAAAUGUGAAAAUACAUUAUCUAGAUUAUCUCAUUUAUAGUUGAGAUGUUGUAUACAAAUGAGUUGUGUGCAGUCUAAUCUAGAGUAUGUAAUUGAUCGUAAAAAGGCUCUGCAAAUUCUGUUUUUGUGUAGUGAAGAAGUGGACAGCAUUUUAUUGUCUGUUCUAGUGGUGGUAUCUGUUAUGGCAGCUUACUUCCCUAUGGAAACAUCUUGACUACCACUCUGAUAAUCACUGCCAAAUUUCUUAAGUAGCCUUUGUUAUGUAAUGUGUUUCCUGUGAUGGAAUUGACUUGUACGUAUAUACAAUGUACGGGUGCAGGUAGUUUCCCAUGGGAAACCAAUCCUGUCAAGUAAUCCUAUUAACAGGUGGUCUCCACAAAGCCUGGCACAUUUUUGGAAUAUAGCCAAGGCUGAAAUCUUUUUUUUAAACUGACACAAAAUCUAUAGUUUUGGAAGCUUUUUGAAGUUCUGAUUCAAUCACUGUUAUCUAACUACAAAAUUUACAAACCUUUUAAUAUGAGUACCAAUGCUCAUUUUGUUCAUUUUCAGAAGAUCAGAAUGCCAGUUCUUUCAUUGCAGAUACACAUUGUGUUUUCAUUGUCAAUUCGAUGGCUGGACAUGAAAAUAUUUUCACAGUGACAAACCUGACUCUGUUCUUUACAGUUCCACAGGCUUCAUAACCUCUGCAUUUUUGA